AUGGACUGCUCGCAUUACAUGAAAAACUUCAACGUUGGACACGUGCCAAUAAGGUCGGUCGCUUGGUUCGGUCGGUGCUCACUGAGUGCGAGCCUCACCUGAUUUUAAUGGUGAUGAUGAUACAGAACAUCGAUGCUAAGUAGAAUUAUAUACUGUAGAUGUCAUUCUGUUCGCCAUCAAGGACGAUCGAGGGCGAAUGACCCUGCUAAGGCUGACCCCCUCCAACGUGCUGAUUCUUACAGUAUACACCUGAACUGAAUACUACUGUACUAAUAAAAAAAAUAACCCAUAAACUACAGAUGAAAAUUAGCCAGCUGGCUAAAUCUGGCACAUUUACAGAAAUGUUGAUCAAUGUGGAUUGUCCCUAUGCACUGCUCUCAUAAUCCUUACUGCACUGAAAACACCAUCCUUAUCUCUUUCCCUUCCGUUCCCCGCCCUCUCUGGUCCCCGCCUCUCACUGUUCCCCGCUCUCCUGGUCCCCCGCCUCUCCUCUGUGUCCCCGCCUCUCCUCUGUGUCCCCGCCUCCCCCUGUGUCCCCGCCUCUCCUGUGUCCCCGCCUCUCCUCUGUGUCCCGCCUCCCCUCGGUCCCCCCCCUCCCCUCUGUGUCCCCCCCCUUUCCUCUGUGCCCCCCGUCUUCCGUGUCCCCCCUCCCUCUGGUCCCCGCCUCCCUCUGUGUCCCCCGCCUCUCCCUCUGCCCCCGCCUCCCCUCUGUCCCAACCUCUCCGGGGCCCCCCCUCUCCUUUUUCCCCGCCCCCUCUGGCCCCUGUUCCCCGCCUUCCUCGGUCCCCCCCCCGCCUUCCUCUGGGUCCCCCGCCUCUCCUCGUGUCCCCCCCUUCCUCGGGUUUUUCCCCCCCUCCCUUGUGUCCCCCCCUUUCCCCUCUGUGUCCCCCCUCUCUGUGCCCCCCGCCUCCCCUGUGUCCCCGCCUCUCCUCUGGUCCCCGCCCUCUCCUCUGGGUCUCCCCGCCUCUUCUCUCUGUGUCCCGCCUCUCCUGUGUCCCCGCCUCUCCUCUGUGUCCCCGCCUCUCCUCUGUGUCCCCGCUCUUAUGGUCCCGCCUCUCUGGUCCCGCCUCUCCUCGUGUUCCCGCCUCUCUCCUCUGUGUCCCAGCCUCUCCUUUGUCUUGUGUCCCGCCUCUCCUCUGUGUCCCGCCUAUCCUCUGUGUCCCCGCCUUCCUCUGUGUCCCCGCUCUCUCUGUCCCGCCUAUCACCCCGCCUCCUUGUCCCCGCCUCUCCUCUGUGCCCCCGCCUCUCCUCUGUGUCCCCGCCUCUCCUCUGUGUCCCCGCCUCUCCUCUGUGUCCCCGCCUCCUCUGUGUCCCCGCCUCUCCUCUGUGUCCCCGCCUCUCCUCUGGUCCCGCCUCUCCUCUGUGUCCCCGCCUCUCCUCUGUCCCCGCCUCUCCUCUGUGUCCCCGCCUCCUCUGUGUCCCCGCCUCUCCCAUUGUGGUGUGUGUGUCCGUGUUCCAGACUCCCCAGAGCCAAGCAUCUGCUCAACGUGAUAAAUGAGAACUUCGGGACGUUGGCGUUCUGCCGCCGCUGGUUGGACCGGCAGGGAGAGAGCAAGUACCUGAUGGCCCUGAAGAACCUGUGUGACCUGGGCAUCAUAGACCCGUACCCGCCGCUCUGCGACACCAAGGGCUCCUACACCGCCCAGUACGAACACACCAUCCUACUCAGGCCCACCUGUAAGGAAGUGGUGAGCAGGGGUGAUGACUACUGA
Molecule: messenger RNA, 1712 nt
Organism: Coregonus sp. 'balchen'
Lineage: Eukaryota; Metazoa; Chordata; Actinopteri; Salmoniformes; Salmonidae
Source: the annotation of a GenBank genome assembly